Erinaceus europaeus (western European hedgehog) is the source of this 4131-nucleotide messenger RNA. RefSeq names its product RecQ like helicase 5 (gene RECQL5). Gene Ontology annotation, biological process: double-strand break repair via homologous recombination. Gene Ontology annotation, molecular function: nucleic acid binding; ATP binding; four-way junction helicase activity. Gene Ontology annotation, cellular component: chromosome; cytoplasm. The record is from RefSeq and is a predicted model, not a curated record. The transcript has 19 exons. Bases 628 to 3591 code for a protein of 987 amino acids. NCBI's taxonomy places the organism in Eukaryota, Metazoa, Chordata, Mammalia, Eulipotyphla, Erinaceidae.
UGUGCGGGUAUAACUUGACAGGGAAUCUUCAGACUUCAGGCUUCGGAGAGUUGGGGGAGGCACAUGGGGGACUUCGCGUAGCUCCGGAGGCCGAGAGCCGCAGCACCCUGGCAAGAGGCCAUCCCUCCUGGGCGGAUGUGAUAUCUUGGAGACAGGGAGACUUCGACUGGGGAAAGAAGUAAAGGGCGUGUAUGGGACUCUGAGGAGAAGGAAAGAGGGAAGACAGUCUAGGUCCGGACUUGGGGGCCGGGGGUGAUGGUAGUCAUGGCCGCGCUUAUAUAGAAGGAGCAAAAGGUGGAUUUUAGAAAAGCAAUUCCAUUUCUCUUAACUGUUCCGAAGAUGCUUGAAUUUCUUCAUAUGAUCUGAUUUCUAGCUCUGUGCUGUACUAUAGUUUUUAUUUUCACGGAGCAUGAAACGGAUGUUAAUUUGCCCACUGAUGGAUUGCUUGAGACAGUUCACCUGAAAUUAUACUACUUGAAAAUGAUACUGCUGCUCGAGUGCAAUAAAGCAGCUUUAUAUUCAGAGAGAAAAUUAAGCAGGAUUUAAAAAAGCAGAACAAGGGGCUUUUAUAGCAACCGCAGGAUCCUCAUCGGCACCUUUAACUGUUGGCCAUUGUGUGUCGCUGACAUGAGCGCCCAGAUUUCCUCUCCUUUCGACCCUGAGCGUCGAGUUCGGAGCACGUUGAAGAAGGUUUUUGGGUUUGAUUCUUUUAAGACGCCUUUACAGGAGAGUGCCACCUUGGCUGUAGUGAAAGGUGACAAGGAUGUCUUUGUGUGCAUGCCCACAGGGGCAGGAAAAUCACUCUGCUAUCAGCUCCCUGCUCUGUUGGCAAAAGGCAUCACCAUUGUCAUCUCUCCUCUCAUUGCAUUGAUUCAGGACCAAGUGGACCACUUACUCUCCCUGAAGGUGCAAGUGAGUUCCCUGAACUCCAAACUCUCAGUACAGGAGAAAAAGUUGCUGCUCUCUGACCUGGAGAAAGAUAAACCUCGGACCAAACUUCUGUACAUCACACCAGAGAUGGCAGCUUCAUCCUCCUUCCAGCCCACCCUGAACUCCCUGGUGGCCCGCCAUCUGCUGUCCUACCUGGUGGUGGAUGAAGCCCAUUGUGUUUCCCAGUGGGGGCAUGACUUCCGUCCUGACUACUUGCGGCUGGGUGCUCUGCGCUCCCGACUGACAAACACCCCGUGUGUGGCACUGACAGCCACAGCCACCCCGCAGGUCCAAGAGGAUGUGUUUGCUGCCCUGCACCUGAAAAAACCAGUUGCUACCUUCAAGACUCCUUGUUUCCGAGCCAACCUCUUCUAUGAUGUGCAGUUCAAGGAUCUGCUUUCUGAUCCCUAUGGAAACCUCAAGGAUUUUUGCCUUAAAGCUCUUGGACAGAAGGCUCACAAACAGUUGUCUGGCUGUGGCAUUGUCUACUGCAGGACCCGAGAGGCGUGUGAACAGCUGGCAAUAGAGCUUAGUUACAGGGGUGUGAAUGCCAAAGCUUACCACGCAGGGCUGAAGGCCUCUGAAAGGACACUGGUGCAGAAUGAGUGGAUGGAAGAGAAGGUCCCUGUUAUUGUAGCGACCAUUAGUUUCGGGAUGGGAGUGGAUAAAGCAAAUGUGAGGUUUGUUGCCCACUGGAAUAUCGCCAAGUCUAUGGCUGGAUACUACCAGGAGUCUGGCCGGGCAGGCAGGGAUGGGAAGCCUUCGCGGUGCCGUCUCUACUACUCUAGGAGUGACCGGGACCAGGUUGGCUUCCUAAUCAGGAAGGAAAUAGCAAAGCUUCAGGAAAAGAGAGGAAACAAAGCAUCUGAUAAAGCUAACAUCUUAGCCUUCGACGCCCUGGUGGCCUUCUGUGAAGAAUUGGGAUGCCGCCAUGCUGCCAUCGCCAAGUACUUUGGGGAUGCCACCCCCACCUGCACCAAAGGCUGUGACCACUGCCAGAACCCUGCAGCUGUGCGGAGGCAGCUAGACAACUUGGAGCACAGUGGCAGCUGGAGCAAGACCUGUGUUGGAACUUCUCAGAGGAAUGACUUUGACCCUGAGCUGUAUGAAGGAGGCCGUAGGGGAUAUGGGGGCUUCAGCAGGUAUGACGAAGAUUCUGGAGGCAGUGGGGACGAGGGCAGAAAUGAGGCCCACAAGCGGGAAUGGAACCUCUUCUACCAGAAGCAGAUGAACCUGCGCAAGGGCAAAGACCCCAAGACAGAAGAAUUUGAACCCCCAGAUGAAGAUUGCCUCCUGAAAGAGGCAUCUAGCAGGAAGAUCCCCAGGCUCACUGUGAAGGCCCGUGAGCACUGCCUGCGGCUGCUGGAAGAAGCCUUAAGCAGCAACCACCAGGCCACAGGUCCCACUGAGGGACCUGACCCCCAGGCCAAGGCUGUGGAAUUGGAACACGAGACAUUCCGAAACGCCAAGGUGGCCAACCUGUACAAGGCCAGCGUGCUGAAGAAGGUGGCCGAGAUCCGCAGAGCCUCCAAGGAUGGGCAGCCCUACAUAGGAGGCACUGCCAAGAGCCAUGGUGCCCAGGCUGAGCCCCCAGAAACCAAUGAGUAUGACAUCUGGCCAGCCUCCCAGGUCUACUCGCUCAAACACAGGCGCUUGGGUGCCGGUUUCCCCAAAGGCUCCUGCCUAUUCCAGACGGCCACUGAGCUGAUAGAGAAGACACAGGCCAAGGAACAAGCCCCCCAGCCUGAGAGGGGAGGCAAGCAAGAGCCCCCUGGCGGGACCCACAGUCUCCUAGAUAAAGCCAUCAGUGAACCUCAACCUGAGCCCAGAGGAGAGGCCCCCCAAAACAGUGCUCAUUGUGGGGAAGCCUCCCCUGGGAAAGAGACCAAAGGUACCCCUCUGGACAGUUCCAUUGCCAAGGCCAGGACCACCAAAAAGAAACAGCUCCUCGCCACAGCAGCCUUCAAGGACUCUCAGGAUAUCUCUCGCUUCUUCUGCCCAAGGGCCAAAAGCCUGCUGCCACCCUCUUCAGCCCCAGGGGUAGAAGGUGCCAGUCCCUCCUAUGACAAGGUACAAGGACCCUCUGUUACUCCUGAAGACUGCAAAGGGGAGGAGGACAGAACCUUGGAACACUUGGCUGUCCCUCCUCAGACUGAGGAGUGCAUCAGGGAGAGGCCAAGUGUCUGCCCACUCAUAGAUCAGGCACCCCCUGAAGACCAGCUCACCCCCAUAAAGGAGACACAGAAGGCAAAGCGACCCGUACCCCAGCAGGAGAACCCAGAGAGCCAGAUCCAGAAGAGGCCUUGCCUCUCAGUCAAGACCACGAGCGUAGCUGAGGCCAUGGGAGCCAUCACAGGCAGGGAUCAGGAUACCUCAAACCCCACAGCCCGAGGGUCCUGCCUGCUUUCAGCACCUACCAUCUCCUUGAAGGAGACAGCAAAUGUUGUGGUCAAGUGCCUGACCCCCUUCUACAAGGAGGGCAAGUUUGCAUCCAAGGAAUUGUUCAAAGGCUUCGCCCGCUACCUCUCACACACACUGGCUCAGCGGCCCUCCCCAGGAAGGAGAGUGAAGGAAGAGGCCCUCAACCUCAUCAGGCAGUUUUUCCAUGGCCGGGCCCGGUGUGAGAGUGAAGCAGACUGGCACAGCCUUUGUGGCCCCUAGAGAGGACCCCUGCGGCCCAGCUGGACGGACACCCUCUCUCGGAUUCUGCGGUGGGCCAGUAGGGCCCCACUUUGCAAUGGGGAGAGUGAGCAGGCCUGUCAGUGCUGGGAUAGCAUCUUCUCUCAGUGGCCUCACCCUUUCUAACUUGCCUGGUUUUGGAGGUGACCCCAGCCACCUCCCAGGUCCAGCCAGAGGUCAGUCCACCCGUUCUUUUUUGCUUCCAGAGACUGGAGUCCUUUUUCUCAGUCUUCCAGCCUCCACUGGCUCUCAGGAUUAGGCCAGACACCCAGACUGGGGGAAAAGGUGCCUGCUCUGGGGGAAUGGGAAGAGGAGUUGAUCUCCACCUUGCGCUAAAUAAGUUUCAGGGCCCACCUAUCUAUGGCAUAUGUGCCUACUCAGGGAGAACCCCUAAUGCCUAGACAGCACCCACCCCAUCCCGAGAUGGCCGUCGCACACCCGACCCAGGUGAGAGCUCGUGGGAAGCUGCGGCUCCUGGUCAGGAAUAAUAAAGCCAUUUGCUCUGACAUGUACAUACACACA